UCCGAACAUCUUGGGCACAUAAAUUCACUCUCCGGGCAAAACAAAACCACUCUUGUUUCCAUGCAUCCGCGCAUUCCUCGACCGUGUGAUUCUACCCACACGGGGGCACCUCGUCAUUCCGCUUGAUGCCCCCAAGACCAGAGCAGCCGUGGGCUGACGGCAGACUUUCAACCACCAUGAAUCAAAGGUUCUGAACAGCAACCCGGCGCAGGUGGUCUGCAAUCCUCCCUCCGCCCCCUGCAUGGUCUACCCGCCCUCAUGGCGGGAACUUCUUUUCCUCUGCGCUGCAGCUGCGGGGUCUGCCCCCGCGAUGCAGCAGUCUGUCUUCCACAGCUCUUCACCGCGAACAGCCUCGCGCUCGCCUCUCCGGGCAACACAUCCUGCACCGAGCCGGCUCGCUGCACGCUCUUCCUUCGACCUUCUGUACCAUUUCUCCCAAUACCAUCACCUGUAAUCGACUUUCGUUCGACCUGUCUGUACAAUAUCGGCGUUCAUAUUUUGCGGUGGGCACAUUGGGGGGGUUCGGAUAUGUGGAUCUGCAGGCUUGUUGGGAUUGGAUUUGACGGGAUACCCAGGCUAUCUGGGACUAUAUUUCAGGGAUUAAUUGCAUAUGCAGUCUGGGCCUAGCCUCGCUUUAGCAGAUGCAUCAGAAUUUAACCUAUUUGAUGGAAAUAUCAUGCUGCCUCCUGUGACUACUGUACAUGAAUGCGCGCCUCACUCUUCUCCCUUUUUUACCUCCCAUUCUGAUCUUCCAUUCUGAUCUUCAAUUCUGAAUUCUAUGUUGUCUCAUCCAUCAUCCAUCACCCCUCGCAACCCCCUCCCCCCUCCCCCUCAGCCCGGCCCAGCCCAGGCCAGCUCAGCUCGACAGACCAAUAACCAUUACACAAUAAACCUCCGCACCCCUCACGUAGCCCAACCUCCCCUCCCCCCGCGCCUCUUACCUCGCUGUAGCAGGCAAAGUGUAGUGUAGACUGUGUAGCAGAACACCCAAUAUAUUACGCGACGUCAGCGCCCGUCAAUCGCUGCCGCAUAGGGAGCGCU
Amorphotheca resinae ATCC 22711 is the source of this 1041-nucleotide messenger RNA. RefSeq lists its product as hypothetical. The transcript has a single exon. The record is from RefSeq and is a predicted model, not a curated record. Lineage: Eukaryota; Fungi; Ascomycota; Leotiomycetes; Helotiales; Amorphothecaceae. Bases 259 to 627 code for a protein of 122 amino acids.